Sinocyclocheilus rhinocerous is the source of this 2146-nucleotide messenger RNA. RefSeq names its product zinc finger matrin-type protein 3-like. Gene Ontology annotation, molecular function: nucleic acid binding; zinc ion binding. The transcript is spliced from 6 exons. The record is from RefSeq and is a predicted model, not a curated record. The coding region runs from base 248 to 1339 and encodes 363 amino acids. NCBI's taxonomy places the organism in Eukaryota, Metazoa, Chordata, Actinopteri, Cypriniformes, Cyprinidae.
GUUAAUGCAAAUUGCACUAUAUUUCCGACCACUGGAAUUAUGAUUACGAAUACGGUUUUCCAAUACAUGUAUUAUCAUAAUUCAAAUCUCCCUCUGUCUCAUUUAUACAACAUUUCCCACGUAUUUCUAGUGUUUUUGAAUCCGUAUGCGAUUGAAAACACCCCCCUGCUGCACGUUUGAAGCAUACGACGCACGUCUAGCUGGAAGAAGUUGAGCACCAGAGAGAGCUUGGAAGGAUGCAGGGAAGAUGGCGAUGAAUGUAAAGAACAGGGAUGCUUUUUAUCCAAGUGCUGACUAUUGCGAUAUCUACACCUCUCAGCCUGUAAACUAUGGAGACUGCAGCCAUUAUUUCCCUCGGAUGACAGGUCCAGAUACCGUUCUAAAACCACCUCUUAGUUUGAUAUGUCAGCAGCCACCUCAGCCCUUCCGGGCCAUGACCCCGACCCAGAACCUCGGUCCUCCACCGGUGAUGAUGUCGCCGGACCCCUUGCGGUUCCCACACUGCUCUCCUCUAGCCAUAAAGCCGCCCCCUCACCUCCAGUUGCCGCCCAACCCACCCAUCCCAGGGCCCCCCGUCCUCAGUCCCAAGCCCCCCGAAGAAGACGGUCAGGCAGUGGAUGCUGACCAGGAAGCCACUCUGGAAGAGCUUUGCAAGCCUCUGUACUGUAAGCUUUGUAACGUCACUCUCAACUCUGCCCAGCAGGCUCAGGCACAUUAUCAGGGGAAAAACCACAGUAAGAAGCUGCGCAAUUUUUAUGCUGGUAGCCAGCAGCCACCUCCAAUUAGAAUACCAGAGGUAGUAGAGCCUGUUUCCCAGCAACCCUUAGCAACUCCACCCACAGAUUCUGCAAAUGUGACUGCCAGCCAGCCACUUUCUAAGGGCGCUAGCAGAGUCAUACUGGCCACGGAAAAUGACUACUGCAAGCUAUGUGACGCUUCCUUCAGCUCCCCCGCUGUGGCCCAGGCACACUAUCAGGGCAAGAACCACGCCAAAAGACUGCGGCUGGCCGAGGCACAGCAGAACGCCACGUCCUUAGACUUGUCCAACACUCAGAGACGGCCACGGAAAGAAGGAUACGAGUACCAAUUAAUGAAGAACCGUAGGGCUCAUAUCAAUACUGCCAUGCCAGGCCCUUACUACAACCCACGGCCGAGGCAGCGUAUCCCACGAGACCUUGCGAUGUGCGUCACACCCAGCGGGCAGUUCUAUUGCUCGAUGUGUAACUCGGGUGCCAGUGAGGAAGCGGAGUUUCGCCUGCACCUGGAGAGCAAGCAGCAUAAAAGCAGAGUGUCCGAGCAACGCUACCGUAGCGAGAUGGAGAAUCUGGGAUACACUUAAGAAGCAGCCGAAGUGAUCAGUGAUUCCCAGAUCCUCAAGAAAUAAUCUUGCAAUUCUUGAAGUAGCCACUUUUGUUUUAAAACGAAUGACGUUUGUAAUUGUGCUAUUCUAGAAGUACUUUAUGAGCUAAAAUUCGCACACACUGAAAAAGUUUCUUUUGUGCCAGACAGACCAUUAACUGGUGGCAUGGACGUUUUAGGAAACUUUAUUUAAGGGAUAUAUAAGAGAUAUCUAACAGAACGUUUCAAACGCUCAUAAGCACAGAUUUAGGAUCAACUGGCAAAUAAUUAUAAUUCAUAAUUAACGUGAAAGUACUAAAUUCUUAUCCUAAAUCAUCUUAUGAGCAAGUACACAAAUAUUAGAAUAUACUGCUCUGGAUUAUACUUUCAGUAUAAUACAAAACAAUACUUUCAGUAUUUAUGUAUAUGUCUAGCAUUUUAUUUAAUUCUAAUGUCUAACAUCACCUCUAACGUGCUUUGGAGAGGCAAUAAGUGUAAGUAUUUUUUUCUCAGCUGUUUUUGCGUGAAGUUGAUGCCUCAAAAAGGGACAAAUCUAGCAGCAAUCAGUUUCCUAAACAAGCAGAAGUGGCAAUCCUACUCACUCUGAGCCGUAGAUUCACUGUGUUUCUUCAGGAGCUACAGAACGCACGCCGCCGUUCUGCCGAUCAGAUUAGAGACUGCAUUCCCAGGAGAAUCCAAAGCGUGCCUGCUGAAUGUACUAUGAAAGCGAUGACAAUAGAUCUACGUCCGUCUGGCUUUGCACAUGUUUACUAGAGGUAGUGGGAGAUUUGGUCUAUUUCGGGGUGUA